This is a messenger RNA of Choloepus didactylus (southern two-toed sloth), 960 nucleotides long. Its product is annotated as olfactory receptor 1038-like. Lineage: Eukaryota; Metazoa; Chordata; Mammalia; Pilosa; Megalonychidae. Gene Ontology annotation, molecular function: odorant binding; olfactory receptor activity; G protein-coupled receptor activity. The transcript has a single exon. The record is from RefSeq and is a predicted model, not a curated record. Gene Ontology annotation, biological process: sensory perception of smell; G protein-coupled receptor signaling pathway. The coding region runs from base 1 to 960 and encodes 319 amino acids. Gene Ontology annotation, cellular component: membrane.
AUGGCUGAAGUUAAUGUCACUUAUGUCACAGAAUUCAUUCCCAAGGGAAUCACAGACCAGUCACAGCUUCAGGCUCCAUGCUUUGUGGUAUUUUUAGUUAUCUAUCUGGUCACAGUGCUGGGGAAUAUUGGAUUGAUUACCUUAAUCAGGAUUGACUCUCAACUCCACACACCCAUGUAUUAUUUCCUCAGCCACUUGGCCUUUGUUGACCUUUGUUAUUCUUCUACCAUAACGCUGAAGAUGAUGGUGAAUUUUGUUGUGGAAUGCAACACAAUUCCUGUCCAUGUUUGUGCAGCACAACUGGGGUGUUUUCUCACCUUCAUGAUCACUGAGUGUUUCCUUUUAGCCUCCAUGGCCUAUGAUCGCUAUGUAGCUAUCUGUAAUCCCCUGCAUUAUUCGGUACUGAUGUCAGAAAGAGUCUGCAUUCAAUUAGUGGCCAUUCCAUAUAUAUACAGCUUUCUUGUUGCCCUAUUCCAUACUAUAAUCACUUUCCAUCUAACUUACUCUGGGCCCAAUGUAAUUAACCAUUUCUAUUGUGGUGACCUCCCCCUCUUAGCUCUGUCCUGCUCAGACACACACAUGGAGGAAAUUCUGAUCUUCACUUUUGCUGGCUUUGAUAUGAUCUGUUCUUCUUCAGUCAUCCUCAUUUCAUACUUGAUUAUCAUUGCUGCCAUCCUCAGGAUCUGCUCUACCCAGGGCCGAUGCAAGGCCAUCUCCACCUGUGGCUCCCACGUGGUAGCUGCUACUAUUUUCUAUAGCACACUGAUCUUUAUGUACCUACAGCCCAAAUCAAACCACUCCCUGGACACAGAUAAGAUGGCUUCUGUGUUUUAUAUGGUGGUGAUUCCCAUGUUGAACCCCCUAAUCUAUAGCCUAAGGAACAAAGAGGUGAAGGAAGCCUCAAAGAAAGCCUUGGAUAAAGGUUGUGAAACCUUAAGGAUGUUGCAAUUAAGAAAAUAA